Acytostelium subglobosum LB1 is the source of this 1611-nucleotide messenger RNA. RefSeq lists its product as hypothetical. Gene Ontology annotation, cellular component: Golgi membrane; endoplasmic reticulum. Bases 1 to 1611 code for a protein of 536 amino acids. NCBI's taxonomy places the organism in Eukaryota, Evosea, Eumycetozoa, Acytosteliales, Acytosteliaceae. Gene Ontology annotation, molecular function: calcium ion binding; mannosyl-oligosaccharide 1,2-alpha-mannosidase activity. The record is from RefSeq and is a predicted model, not a curated record. The transcript is spliced from 4 exons. Gene Ontology annotation, biological process: carbohydrate metabolic process; N-glycan processing.
AUGUAUCAUAGUGAUAUCAUGUUGUUAUUGUCUACGCUGACAUUCAACAUUGUGCAGAAGAAGGAUAUAGAUACUUAUAAGAAUGAUAAGGAUAAAAAGAAUCAAAAGGAUAUCGAUCAGAACUUAAACAACAACAAUGAUGAUCAAUCAGUCAAAGGCGCACAAACAGAGAAUUCAGAGAAGGAUCAUGAGAGUAUUAUGACUGAACGUUUGGAGAAGGCCUAUUAUAACAAUCUGGAGGAGAAUAAGAAGCGUGCAGAGGCUGUUAGACAGGGCAUGAAACAUGCAUGGGAUAGCUAUGUAAAGUACGCCUGGGGCAAUGAUGAGCUGAAGCCAUCAUCACGUACCAGCAGACAUUGGUUCUUCAUGGGUCUCACAAUCGUUGACUCCCUCGACACACUCUAUUUGAUGGAUCUCAAGGAAGAGUAUAAGAAGGGUAGAGAUUGGGUUGCCAAUCAACAGAACCAUCACAAACAGACUAACGAAUACAUAUCAGUAUUUGAAUCAUUCAUUCGUUUGGUUGGAGGAUACCUAACAAUGUAUGAGUUGACUGGACAGAAGGAUAAGAUGUACUUGGAAAAGGCCAAGGAUAUUGGUGACAUCCUACUCGAUGCAUGGGACACUCCAGGCAUGGCAUUCCCAAAGCCUCAUCUCAAUGUAUUCAAACGCGAAACAUCCACACAUCCAGAUAAGCCACAUUGUCUGAUCUUGGCAGACGUUGGAACAACAUUCUUGGAGUAUACACACUUGUCAAAGGUCACUGGUAACCCAAUUUAUGCUGAAAAGGCCGAGAAGAUUAGGGAGGCAAUGGACUCGAUCCCAAAGAAGAGGGAGGGUCUCUACUCCAUCUGGCUAAAGGAUGACGCCUCUGGCUUCUGUACAGAUGAGUACUCUGCAGGUGCCAUGGCCGACUCCUUCUACGAGUAUCUCGUCAAGAUGUGGAUAUACACUGGCAAACAGAAUGAGGACUAUCGCCGAAUGUACUUGGAGUCUGCCAAUGGCAUCCUUGACAACCUAUACUUUGUAUCAAAGCGUGGUGAAGCCUACAUCACUCAGUUGAACUAUGGCAAUCCAUCACAUAAUAUGGAGCAUUUGAUGUGCUUUGCAGGUGGAAUGUUUGGUCUUGGCGCAGCAUCAAAAAUCACUAGGAAUGAGGCAGAGAAUGAGAGACAUUGGAACGCCGCGAUUGAGCUCACAAAGACAUGUGUGAUGACAUACUUGAACACUCAGUCUGGCAUUGGACCAGAGGUCACUCAUUUCAGUGACGACGGACGUAUGACACCACAGCUCUCUCAUUACAUCCUCCGUCCAGAGGUGGUCGAGUCUGUGUUUGUGAUGUACCGUCUGACGGGCGAUCCAAUCUAUCAAGAGUGGGGCUGGACCAUCUUUGAGGCCAUCGAGAAGCAUUGUCGCAUCGAGUCUGGUUAUGCCGGACUGCAAGAUGUCAACAACCCAGGUCGUGGCAAUGACGAUCUGCAACAGAGUUUCUUCAUGGCAGAGACACUCAAGUAUCUCUACCUCUUGUUUGCCGACCCAUCCAUCGUCCCAUUGGACAAGUACGUGUUCAACACUGAGGCGCAUCCAAUUCCCGUUACCAAAAUAAGAUCAUAA